AAAUAAAGUUGCAAUUAUUUUGAAUCUCUAAUCAUAUGUGGAAUGGCCAACCAAGAAAAUCUCCCUCUCUAUGAAAAAAUUUGGGUCAAAAGAACAUUUCAAAGAGCAAUAGACAUUUUCAUUCUUCUCCUCUUAUUUUCUCUUCUUAGUUUCCGUUUUCUCUCUAUAAACACCUUCACACUUCCAUGGUUCCUUGCUUUCUCAUGUGAAUCUUGGUUCACUUAUACUUGGAUUGUUAUUCUCAACACCAAAUGGAGUCCUGCGCUAACCAAAACAUACCCCCAACGUCUCCUCCAACGAGUACCAGAGCUUCCACGUGUGGACUUGUUUGUGACAACAGCAGAUCCUGUACUUGAACCUCCCAUAAUCACAUUGAACACUGUGUUGUCUCUUUUGGCACUUGAUUAUCCAUCUAAUAAGCUAGCAUGUUAUGUUUCUGAUGAUGGUUGUUCACCUUUUACCUUUUAUGCCCUUGUUGAAGGCUCAAAAUUUGCUAAGCAUUGGGUACCUUUUUGUAAAAAGUAUAAUAUACAAGUUAGAGCCCCUUUAAGAUAUUUCUGUGAAGUUACCAAUUUUGAAAGUGAAGACUCAUCAGAAUUCAAACAAGAAUGGUUCCUAAUGAAGGAUAUGUAUGAUAAUCUUAGCCGAAAUAUUGAAGAUGUGACCAGAAAUUUAAUUCCAUUCCCACUUGAGGGAGAAUUUGAAGUGUUCUCAAAUACAGAAAAAAUAAAUCAUCCAAGCAUAGUUAAGGUUAUAUUGGAGACCAAGGAUGAACUUUCUAAUGGAUUGCCUCACUUAAUCUACAUAUCAAGAGAGAAGAGACCAAAGUAUCAACACAACUACAAAGCAGGAGCUAUGAAUGUGUUGACAAGAGUCUCUGGAUUGAUGACAAAUGCUCCCUUCAUGUUGAAUGUAGACUGUGACAUGGUUGUGAACAAUCCCAAGAUUAUUCAACAUGCUAUGUGCAUUUUAAUGGAUUCUAAGAGUGGAAAAGAUGUUGCUUUUGUUCAAUGUUUCCAACAAUUUUAUGAUGGAAUAAAAGAUGACCCUUUUGGAAAUCAAUGGGUGGCUGCAUUUGAGUACAUAAUAAGGGGCAUGGCAGGACUUCAAGGACCUUACUAUGGAGGAACAAACACCUUCCAUAGAAGAAAUGCUAUUUAUGGUCUUUAUCCUGAUGAAGUUCAAUAUGGAAAAAAAGUAGGAAAGUUAACAGAAAAGAAAUUAAUACAACAAUUCGGAAGUUCAAAGGAGUUUGUCAAAUCAGCAACACAUGCUUUUGAAAGGAGUGAUUACUCUACUAAUAAUGGUAUUAGUCUUUCCAACUUUAUUGAAGAAGCAAUCCAAGUAUCUGAUUGUGGAUAUGAUAAUGGCACUUCUUGGGGUAAAAAGAUGGGCUGGUUAUAUGGAUCAAUAUCAGAGGAUGUACCAACUGGGUUGAAUAUGCAUAGAAAAGGUUGGAGAUCAGAGUGUUGUACACCGGUUCAAACCGCCUUUAAAGGCUGCGCUCCGGUUGGAUUACUCACUACAAUGAUCCAACAAAAGAGAUGGGCUUCAGGCCUCACUGUUGUCUUCUUUGGCAGACACUCUCCUGUUAUGGGCACCCUCUUUGGUAAGAUCCAAAUCAGGGCUGGAUUGUCUUAUUGUUGGCUUACCAAUUGGGGUUUGCGUUCUGUCUUUGAAGUUUGCUAUGCAGCUUUAGUUGCUUAUUGCAUAAUCACCAACUCCAAUAUCUUUCCUAAGGGACUUGGGCUAUGGAUUCCUUUUACUCUAUUCGUGAUCUAUAAUUUGCAUACUCUACAAGAGUAUCUAUCAACAGGGUUGUCAUUAAGACAUUGGUGGAACAACCAAAGAAUGAGCAUAAUAAGAACCACAAGUGUAUGGUUUAUAGGAUUUUUGAGUGCUAUGCUUAAGAUCUUAGGGAUAUCUGAUUCAGUCUUUGAAGUAACACAGAAGAAAAACACAAGUUCCAGUGCUGCUGAAGAUGAUGCAAAUGCUGGUAGGUUCACUUUUGAUGAUUCACCAGUUUUUGUGGUUGGUACAACCAUUUUGCUGGUGCAAUUGACAGCACUUUUUGUUAAGAUUUUGGGGUUGCAAUUACAAGCUCAUAGUGGAAAUGGAUGUGGACUAGGUGAGUUGAUGUGUAGUGUGUAUCUAGUAGUAUGCUAUUGGCCAUAUCUCAAAGGGUUGUUUGCUAGAGGAAAAUAUGGGAUUCCUUUAUCUACCAUUUUCAAGUCUGCACUUCUUGCGUUUAUUUUUGUGCACUUUAGUAGAAUUACCCUUAUAAGUUGAUAUUGGUCUUGAUAUUCAAUGUAUUUUUAGGUACAUAUCAAUCGAUAUAAUUGUCUUUUAAAUAAAUAAAUAAAAACAAGAAAGUGGCAAACAUAAACAUUAUUAUUUCUUAAUGUGGUGAUUAAGAUAGUUUAUUGUUAAACCACAUUAAUUUAAUUAUCAGUGUGUGUUUGUCCAUCACAACAAAA
This is a messenger RNA of Cicer arietinum (chickpea), 2477 nucleotides long. RefSeq names its product cellulose synthase-like protein B4. Gene Ontology annotation, cellular component: membrane. Gene Ontology annotation, biological process: cellulose biosynthetic process. NCBI's taxonomy places the organism in Eukaryota, Viridiplantae, Streptophyta, Magnoliopsida, Fabales, Fabaceae. The record is from RefSeq and is a predicted model, not a curated record. Gene Ontology annotation, molecular function: cellulose synthase (UDP-forming) activity.